GGGCCUCUUAUAAGAAGUUGGCUCCCUCGGUCCACACUCGAAAUCAGAUUUCAAACGGCAAUCAGUAGAGUGAAGAAAAUCCGUGUUAUAUGCGGUCUUUCUCCAGUUAAUUGCUCUGCUGUCUCUUCUCUCUCCGAUUAUUUUCUCCUCUGUCUCGAUCAUUCUUUUCAAAAUCGUCUUUCAUAGCUUUGGAUUUUUAGCUCAGUUUCCGACGGCGGAUAUUUGCUUUUCAUACCUCUCUGCACAUGGCAUCUGCGCCGUCGAACAAGAUCGACACGGCUCACCAGAUGUACAGGGACGGAAAGUAUGAGCAAGCGCUGGGCUUUUACACUGACGCGCUUUCCAUGGCCAAAACCAAGCCCCAGAAGAUCGCUUUGCAUAGUAACAGAGCUGCCUGUUUUUUGAAAUUGCACGAUUUCAAAAAGGCUGCUGAUGAAUGCACGUCGGUGCUGGAGCUUGAUCACAAGCACGCUGGAGCGUUGAUGCUGCGGGCGCAGACACUAGUCACCCUCAAGGAGUAUCACUCCGCCCUCUUUGAUGUCAACAGGCUUAUGGAGUUGAACCCUUCUUCGGAAGUUUAUCGAAAUCUUGAAGCUCGGUUGAGGACACAAUUGUCACUUGCUCCAAUACCUGAAUCUGAAGCUGAGUUGGAAGAAGAGGAAGAAAAAGAUGAAGCAGAACCAUUUAGACCUGAGGAAGAACAGCAAGACGGAGAAGAUGCAGCUAUAACAAUAGCAAGAACUAAUCAGCAAACUGAACCUUGUGCAGCUACUGUUAACACUGAACUUGUGCCUAGAAUUCCAACCAUCAACGGGUCUUCUGAAAUAUACAAAGAGCAAAAAUUUGAGCCUAGAAAGACCAUUGCUGCUGAAGUUAUUGCCCAAGCACAGCGGAAAGUUGAGCCUAGAAAGACUCUUGCUGCUGAAGUUAUAGCUCAAGCACAGAGGAAGAAGGAAUCAUCUGACCAACUUUCCAAAGGAUGGCAAGCAAUUCCAAAACCAAAGGGCCACUCUGCUUUGGAUUAUGCUCGUUGGGAUAGAGUUGAGGAUGACUUGAGUGAAGAUGAUGAUGAUGAAGAUGAUGAGGAGUCACAGCCUCAGUAUCGCUUCCGUGUAAGAACAGUUGGGGUACAAUCAGUGAAGUGAAAUGAGAUGCACAGUUCAUUGACAAAAAUGGCUGUACUUAUCAGUAGCAUACCACAAGGAGCAGUUGAGGUACUACUACUGAAUUGGAAAAUCUCUGAUAAAUGAUGUCACAUGUAUGAACCUGGGAAGUGGAAUUGACGACCAGAAGAUCUUUCUACUGCGAAAAUUUGGAAGGAUGGAUUUUGUAUCAGAGACUUGUGCAAGUUUUGCCGUUCCUUCAUCUUUCUCACUAAGGCCUUCUGAUGCCAGCUAAAUGAUGGCAUGCGUGAGCCUGGGAACUGACGAACAAAUGAUAUUUUUAACUAUCCAAAAUCAGGAAGAAUGGGUUUUGUAUCACAUUCUCGAGCAAGUUUCAAUCUUGCUAUGCUAUGUUGCGAAAUGAUGAAUACUAUUACCUUAAGUGGUUGGAUAGAACCUGGGGUUUAGGUAAUUAAUUAUUGUUAUUGGUAAUGUAAUUACCUCCCUAACUUUAUAAACAGAUAAUUUGGGUUGUUGUUCUCAAAUUAUUUUUAUUUUUAUUUUGUUUUUGUUCUGUUAUCAUAUAAUGUGGGUUUUGCUUGAA
Molecule: messenger RNA, 1707 nt
Organism: Hevea brasiliensis (rubber tree)
Lineage: Eukaryota; Viridiplantae; Streptophyta; Magnoliopsida; Malpighiales; Euphorbiaceae
Exons: 3
Coding region: 246-1145 (299 amino acids)
Molecular function (GO): protein binding
Source: RefSeq, a predicted model, not a curated record